Molecule: messenger RNA, 372 nt
Organism: Lizanozyma spartinae
Lineage: Eukaryota; Fungi; Ascomycota; Pichiomycetes; Serinales; Debaryomycetaceae
Gene: RPL34
Product: 60S ribosomal protein eL34
Exons: 2
Coding region: 1-372 (123 amino acids)
Biological process (GO): translation
Cellular component (GO): ribosome
Molecular function (GO): structural constituent of ribosome
Source: RefSeq, a predicted model, not a curated record
AUGGCUCAACGUGUUACCUACAGAAGAAGAAAUCCUUACAACACCAGAUCUAACAAGAUCAAGGUCGUCAAGACCCCAGGUGGAAAGUUGGUUGCCCAACAUGUUAAGAAGGCUGCUUCCAGAGUCAAGUGUGGUGACUGUGGAUCUGCUUUGGCUGGUGUUUCUACCAUGAGACCAAGACAAUUUGCCACUGUUUCUAGAACCCACAAGUCUGUUUCCAGAGCUUACGGUGGUUCCAGAUGUGCCAACUGUGUCAAGGAAAGAGUUGUCAGAGCUUUCUUGAUUGAAGAACAAAAGAUUGUUAAGAGAGUCUUGAAGGAACAAGAAGACAAGGAAAAGAAGGCUGCUACCAAGAAGACUGGUAAGAAAUAA